Molecule: messenger RNA, 291 nt
Organism: Callithrix jacchus (white-tufted-ear marmoset)
Lineage: Eukaryota; Metazoa; Chordata; Mammalia; Primates; Cebidae
Source: RefSeq, a predicted model, not a curated record
AUGGCCGGCCUCAAUGCCACUUUGAAACAUUGCUGCCCCACCUACUCUAAACUAAGAAUCUUCUUUAAAAUUUAUUUCUCUACCCUCUCUUCCUUUCUCUGCCAUCGUGGUGUGUGCUUGACUCCAUUUCUCACCGUGUCUUCUCACAAGACUUUCAGGAUUAAGCAAUUCCUGGCCAAGAAACAAAAGCAAAAUCGUCCCAUUCUCCAGUGGAUUAGGAUGAAAACUGGUAACAAAAUCAGUUACAACUCCAAAAGGAGACAUUGGAGAAGAACCAAGCUGGGUCUAUAA